GAAAAUUUGGGAUUAGGACAUAGAAGUAAGAAAUCCCAAGAACGCCCUCUUUUUUGGGCACCAGUGUGGGACCCAUUCUAUUCGUUCCUUUUCUAUUUCUCUGCUGUGUCAAUGGAGAAGGGAACCGAUACUGGGAUACGGAUUACUCUUUAGUCCUCUCCAAUAUCUUGUCCCAAGUCUCUUCUUCAACCUUCUCUCUCGCUUUUCCUUCCCUUCCGUACAACAAUGUCGAAAUUGAACCCCGCUGCCAAGGAAUAUUUCCCUGUCACCUCCCGACCAUACAUGCCGAACAUCCUUCAUCGGAAUCUCGGAUGUCCGCCGCAGGCGGCGGCGAGGACCGCGCACGGUUUCUGCACCCCGCGCACUGUCGGGGUCAUCCAACGCACUCCCUGCUUCGGGUAUUUCACCGGCGGCGUUGUGGCCGUCCGUAAAGAGGCGGCGCGGGCAUUCUCGAAGAAGAAAAAGAACCUCAAGGCCUUUGUCUUGCCGCCGAGGUUGCAGGAGAAGCUGAGAAAUCUAGACAUUAGUGGGAAGGUUGAAGGCAAGAUUUGGAGACCCGUCAAGGCCUCCGGCAGGGCAACCGGCGGCGUCGUCGAUGAAUCGCUGUCCCCGGCGACGGGGAAGACUACGGUGAUGAUCAAGAACGUCCCGAACCAAUACCGGCGGGACAGUUUCAUGGCCUUCAUCGACAAGCACUGCGCCGAGAGCCACCUCUCCUAUGACUUUCUCUACCUCCCCAUUGACUUCAAGACGAAGAACAAUGUUGGCUAUGCCUUUGUGAACUUCACAACGGCCGCGGGAGCUGCCAAGAUACGCGAGCUUCUGAGGUUUUACCAGUGGGGUGAAGUGAAGAUUGGGUCUGGCAUCUUCAAUUCCAGAAAGAUCUGUGAAAUCACCUGGGCACGAAUCCAGGGUAAGGAGGAGCUGGUUAAACAUUUUGAGAAAUCAAACUUUAUCUGCGGCACGGCGGACUAUCUGCCGGUGGCAUUCUCCCCGCCCCGAAAUGGCAUGCCGGGAGGAUCAUGGCAUGCUUGCAUACCGCGGCAAGAGGUCAGGCCUAGUGCGCCUCUUCCGUGGGCCCGUCUAGGAGCCCUCGGGAUCCAACGGGUUUCACAUACCGCGACAAGAGGUGGAGACUCUGCCAUUAGCCGGAAGAAAUGGACCAGUGGAAUCUCCAUCAAUAAGGUCAUAGUUCCCCAUCAACCUGAAGAUAAGAAGUUAAAAAUUGAACCCAUUACCUUUUCAAAUGCGGAUUUGACAGAGACAUGGGUCCCCCAUCCAUAUGGGGUCAUCACUAUUGAUAUCAUGGACUUACUGAUCCACAAGACACUAGUGGAUAUGGGAAGUUCUAUGAACAUCAUGUAUAUGGAUACAUUCAAGGCCCUAGGGUUAACCCAGGAAUAGUUGUUUCUAGUCAAGACUCUUUUGACGGGGUUCAUCGAAGACUCCAUAGAACCGGGGGGUAUCAUCACCUUACCUGUAGAGGCAGGAGAUGUUAUUCGUUGUGCCCACGCCUUAGAGGGGGGGGGAGUGAAUAAUGCGUUGGAAAACUU
Cuscuta campestris is the source of this 1553-nucleotide messenger RNA. The record is from the annotation of a GenBank genome assembly. Lineage: Eukaryota; Viridiplantae; Streptophyta; Magnoliopsida; Solanales; Convolvulaceae.